Messenger RNA from Symbiodinium necroappetens, 1290 nucleotides. Lineage: Eukaryota; Dinophyceae; Suessiales; Symbiodiniaceae. The record is from the annotation of a GenBank genome assembly.
AUGCAGCGGGCGAUUUUGGCACGGGAGACGCACAAGAAUAGUGUGGAAGUGUGGUACCGAAACAGGGUCGAUGAGGACCGAGAUGGACCUGCCAUACCCGGAGAUUCCUGUCCGGCCGCUCCCGCCAAAAACGAUGUCUAUGUGCCUCAUGCUGCCUGCGAAGAAAGUAUGAGCUUCGGGCACCAGCUCGCUAGGGGCGAGUAUGUGUGGACUCUUCAUCAGUUUUCCUGGCUGCCAACAGUGCUUACGCAGCGUGAGCUAGGGUACUUGGAGUCCUCACACUUCCAAGUGGGCAAGUUCACCUUUGAGUUUGUUUACAAUCCUCAUCAUGGUGCUCUCACGCCGUCCAUGACAACAGGUCAGUGCGGCUCCCUUGCCAUAGCACCCUACGAGUCCUCCGAGAUAGCCUUGCGGUACGCCAUCUUCAUCAAGAAGCGCGGAGGCGACUUCGUGCAAUGGGGAAAGACGUGUUUCGAAGUCCAUGACGGUUCCGAGAAGGCCUAUGGCCCCGACGUGCACCAUGAAGGGAAGGCACCGGCUACAGUGGGCAUCUUCGGCCUAACGCACGAAGAGCUCCUGGAAUCAGAAUGGGUUGAGAACGACACGUUGACGGUGAAGUUUGUCUUGGAAGUGCGUCCAGACGAGCACUUCAUGUCCCAGCUGCUCCGUCCCACCGCGGAGGUUCCGGGUCCCACAUUGAAUCGCGACAUGCAAGCCUUGUUCGAGGACGGCAUCUGCAGCGACGUGCAGUUCAAGGUGGAGGAGGAGAUGAUCCCGGCACACUCACAUGUCCUCUUCGCCAGAUCGGAAGUUUUCAGGAAGGAGCUGACCGGCGGCAUGCAGGAAUCGGCAUCGAAAGUGGUCUCGAUUGAGGAUUGCGAUGUGGCUACCUUCAAGGCCUUCCUGCGGUUCCUUUACACCGACUGCCUCCCCACCGUUGCGGAGCUGUCUGGCGGAAAUGGAGAGGCGAAAGCAGCCGAGCCAGACCUAUCCCGGGUGCAGGCGUUGCUGGCUGUCAGUCACAAGUAUCAGACUACGAGGCUUCAGCUGUGGUGUGAGAAUCAGCUUUGUCAGGGGCUGAAGAUUGCGGAGGUCUGCAGCAUCCUGGAGCAAGCGAAUCUGCUCGACGCGCAGCAGCUUGUAAAGGCUUGCCUCUCCUUCAUCAAGGACCAUCUGACCGAGGUCUUUAAGCUCCCGGACUACAUUGAGCUGGCGAAGAGGUGGCCGGACGUCGGGAUGAAGAUUAGCCUCGUCUCUGCAGGAGUGCCCGAAGCCAAGGCGGACGAAGUG